CACUUGAAACUUGACUUUGCGCACGUUGAGUCGCUUCAUCACCAGUUUUACCAGUAUCUUAUGGCUCUUGGUGAAAUACAAAGCAAAGGACACGCGGUCAAGCACGUUGUUACCGCGCAAAAAUGAACUCAGUCUGGGACGUAGAGUUGCAGCAGCUGGCCGAAGAGUUGCACUCUUGACGCAUAUCUUAGAAACUUAAACCUUAUCUUGACCGACCUGGCUACUCGGUGCAGCCAGUCAACCAUGGCCAUCGAUGUAGACCGAACUCUCGCGGUCCUCCGGCGCAAGCUGGAGGCCCUUGGCUACUCCGACCCGCUUGAACCGGCGAGCUUGCAGCUGGUGCAAAAGCUCGUAGAGGACUUGGUGCACACCACGGACAGCUACACGGCCGUGAAGCAGCAAUGCGCGAAGCAAGCUCAGGAGAUAGCAGCGUUCGACACACGGCUGGAGUCAGUGCGGCAGGACUCGGUGCGGCUGCAGUCGGAGAACAGCCAGCUGCACGUCCUUGUAAUGCAGCACGCGGAGCGGCACGAGCGGGAGGCGCGGGAGCACUACACGGCGGUGAAGCGGCUGGAGGACACCAUCGCAGAGCUGUCCUACUGGAAGCACGCUGCUGCGGAGAAACUGGCGUCGGCGGAUAAGGAGAACGCGGGGCUGCGGAAGCGGUGCGAGGAGCUGGCCAAGCUCACGGACCGCCUUGCCUCGGGCGCUGCGACCCCGCAGUCCGUGGCGCCCAAGAUUUCCUCGCGCAGCCCCAUCCGGGUUGCGCCUCCUCCCUCUCCGCCGCGGCCCCGUCAGGCCACUGUGGAUGUGCUGCAGGCCGCUAACGGCAGGAUCCUGUCGCUGCAGCGGCAACUGGCCGACGCCACCGCAGAGCUGCAGGAGCUGCGGCAGCGCGUGGCGGAGGACGAGGACCAGAUCCGGCGGCGGGACGUGGAGAUCGACCGCCUGGGCACUCGGGCGGGGACGGACACCAACGUGCUGGCGCUGCGGGCACGCAACGAGGCCAAUGAGAGCAUGAUCCUGCAGCUCAACGGCACGGUGGAAUCCCUGGCGGCCCGGGUCCGUGAGCUGGAGGCCGUGGAGGUGCGGUGUGAAGAGCUGCAGGGGGCACUGCGCCGCGCGGAGAUGGACCGCGACCAGGCAGAGGAGCGUUACAGCAGGUCUGCACGCGACCACGACGCCCUGUCUCGUGAGGUGUUGGGCCUACGCCGCGACUUGGCGGCUCUGCAGGACACCAACAACAGGGCGGCGGGGCUGCUGGCGGCAGACGCGGCGGGGGCUAGUACACCGGACACAACCGCAGGGGCCCCGGCGCUGCGGCAGCGACUGGCUGACUCUCGGGCGGACGUGGAGAGGCUGAGCGGGCAGUUGGCGGCGGCGGACAUGGAGCGGAGAAACCUGGCGCAGCAGUUGUCCGCCUUGCGCUCGGAGCUGGACGAUACCCAGUUCCUGCUGGCGGAGGCACAGAGCCGCGCCGCUGGGCUGGCGGCAGCGCAGGCAGUGGCGGAGAGCGAGGCGCGACGGCUGGCUGGCGAGGCGGCGGCACGUGAGGGGCGGCUGCGGGAGCUGGACAGCCAACUGGCGGUGGUGCUGUCCGACCUGGAGGCGCGGCAGGCGGGCUUUGCAGCGCUGGAGAAGGACCGCGCGGAGGCCAAUGCCAGGGCUGAGGAGCUGGCUCGGCGCCUGGAUGAGGUGGAGCGCUCUGCGGCGUCUGAGCGCGCGGCUGCGGCGGCGGCACAGCAGUCGGUGUCGCGGCUGGACUCCGAGCUGAGGGUGGUGCGGGGCAGCGCAGCCGCGUUGGAGGCAGAGGCGGCGGCAUUGAGGCAGGAGCUCCAGGACGUGUCUGUGGGCAAGGUGCGUGCCACGUCGGCGCUGAGCAGCACAGAGGACGAGGCUGUUCGCGCGCGGCAGCAAGCAGAAGCGCUCCGGAUGCAGCUGACGGCCGAGCGCCGCGCUGCGGAGGAGCUGCGGGCGGGCCACGACACGCUGCAGCUCGAGGUGGACCGGCUGGGCGGCCAGCUGGCGCUGCAGCAACAGGAGGCGGAGCUGCUGCGGCAGCAACUGGCUGCGGCGCGGGGCGAGCUGGCAGCCAGCGAGGCGGCGGCCAGCGGCGCCGAGCAGAAGCUGUCGGGGUUAGGAGCGCUUUCGCAACGGCUGGAAGAGAUGGGCGAGCAGGCGCGCCGCGCACAGGCGGCCACCGCUGAGGCUGAGGCAGAAGCUGUGCGACUGCGGGCGGCGGUCUCCGAAGCCAAGGAGGGGCAGGCGCGGGCGGAGCGGGGCCUGCGGGAGGCGAGGCGGGAGGUCGAGGGCGCGCGGGAGGCAGAGGCGCUGGUCCGGGCGCAGCUGCGUGAGGUUGAGGCACAGGCGGAAGGGACGUCCAAGGCACUCAAGGCAGCAGAGGCCGACCGUGACCGCGCGCUGAUGGACGCGCGCCUGGCCGCCGGCGACCUGGCGUCAUUGCGCGAUCAGCUGGCGGCGGAGACGUCCUCGGCGGCAGACGCGGGCAGCACCGCACGGCAGAUGGCGGCGCGGCUAUCAGCGGCGGAGCGGGCGGCGGCUGCGGCGCAGGAGGAGCGCGAGCGGGCAGCGGUGGCGGCUGAGGAGGCGGAAGCGGCGGCUGCAGCAGCUCGGGGUCGCGAGGAGGAGGCCCGUGCCCAGGGCCGCGAGUGGGCGGAGCGCGCUCGGCGAGCAGAGGCACUGGUGGCAGAGUAUGAGGCCGAUGUGGCACAGUUGCGCGCGGCCCGUGACUCGGAUGCGGCGGCGCUGCGCUCUCUGGAGGACACUGUGGCGGCGGCUCGGCGGGACCUGGACGCCCGGCGCAGUGAGGUGGAGCAGCUGACCACUCUGAGCCUGAGGGGUGACGCCACUGUGCAGGAGUACAUGGCAAACCUCAAGGCCAUGUCCACUGAUCUACGUGCCGCCGAAAUGCGCGCCGCUGACCUGGCGGGUGAGGCGGCGGCGGCACAGGACGCGGCCGCCAGCUGGCGCAGUGAGGCGGAGCAGCUGCGGGGCCUGCUGCGGCAGAUGGAUGCGGACAGGGACAACCUGCAGCACGAGCUGGAUGCCAAGGCAGAGCGGCUGGUGGCGCAAGAGCAGCAGCUAGCAGGGGCGCAGGCAGCAGAGCAGGAGGCAGCCAGGCUGUUGGCGCUGGCUGAGGGCCGCUUGGCGCUGACGGACAACCGCGCGCGGGAGGGCGAGGCAGAAGCUGCGGCAGUGCGGGCGCAGCUGGCGGCGGCGCUGGACAGUGUGCGGGCGCUGAGCGGCGAGGGCGAGGCGCUGCGUGAGGAGCUGCGGGCGGUGAGCGAGGACCUGGAGGCGCUGGUGCGAGAGAACCAAGUAGUGGGCGGCGAGCUGGCGGCGGUGGCGGCGCAGCGGGACAGCGCGGCAGAGGAGGCGCGGCGGCUGGGCGGGCGGCGGGCGAGUGCGGAGCAGCUGCUACGGGCCAAGGAGGCGGAGGCGGAGGACCUGCGGCGUGUUUAUGAGGCGUUGGCGGCGGAGCACCGGCGGCUGCAGGGCGGUGUUGGGGCUCUGGAGCGGGAGGGUGCCAUGCGCGAGGCGGCGCUGCAGGCCAAGGCGGCGGAGGUGUCCAGUCUGGCUGAGUCACAGCGGGCUGCACAGGCCACCAUCAACCAGUAUGUCAUGGACCUGCAGGCGUUUGAGCGGCAGGUGGACUCGCUGUCGCGGCAGCUGAGCCAGGCAGAGGCAGACGGCGAGGAGCUGGUGCGGCAGCGUGAGGCGCUGCUGGAGGAGAUACGCGCGGCGCAGCAGGUGCGGCUGGGUCUGGAGCGGCACCGUGAGGAGCUGCAGCGGCAGGUGGCGUCACUCGACAGCCAGGUGGCCAUCGGCCGCGCCCGGCUGGAGGACUCCAACAGCGAGGCUGCCAGCCUCAACCAGCGCCUGGCUAUGGAACGAAGCAGGGUUGCGGAGCUGGAGGGUCUGCUGGCGGGCAUGCGGGCGCGCGAGUUCCGCAGCGACUUCGCCAGCGACCGGGCAGGCGGCCAGCUGGCGGUCAUGGUGGACCGUAACAGGGCGCUGGAGGAGCAGGUAGCCUCCUUGCAGCACCAGGUGGGGGCGCUGCAGGCCUCGCGGGAGGCGCAGGACCGCGAGCUGUCCCGACUGCGUGGCGAGGCGCUGGCGCUGGCGGCCAGCACCGCGGCCAGCCUGGAGGGACGCACAGCAGCUGCGGGCGGCGCAGCGGCGGGUGCGGCCAAGGACCAGGCCGCGGCGUUGGAUCGGCUCACCUCGGAGCGGGACGCCGCUCAGGACGAGGCAGCCCGGCUGCGGGGGGCUCUGGCGGCUGCCGAGGCAGCGGCCGCCUCGGCGUCUACAGCCGCCGCCGUGUCCAUCCCAGCUGCUGGCUCUGGGUCUGAGGCUGCUGCGGUGCUGCGGGUCCGCUGCUCCGAGCUGGAGCGCCGCAACACGGAGCUGAUGCAGGAGCUGCGCACGCUGCAGGACACGUGCCGGCAGCAGGAGUCGCUGCUGUCUGCGGCACAGAACGAGCUGAGUGCGCUGCAGGCAGAGCACCGGCGGCUGGUGGAGCUGGUGGCGCGGCUGGACCAGGACAAGGCAGCGGCGGCAGCAGAGGCCGCCGCCGCCCGGCAGCAGGUCGCAACGGCCACCCGGCGUGUAGCCACUGCGGAACAGGAGGCGGCGGCGGGCGCGGCGCGGCUGCAGUCGCAGCUGAGGGACGAGCAAGGCCGGCGGCGCCAGGCCGAGCGCGACUUCCUGGAGCUGCUGUCCAGCAUUGAGGGAGCGGGCGGCGAGGCGGCGGCGGCGGCAGUUGCGGCCGCUCACGGCGAGGGCGCGGCGGAGCUGGCCAGCAGGCGCUUGCGCGAGCUGCAGACCCAGGUGGAUGCUCUUGAGGCCGAGAAGGCGGGUCUGGAGGAGGCCACGCAGCGCACCCGCGCCACCCUGGGAGCCAUGUCGGGACAGAUGGCAGCCAUACAGGCCGAGUAUGACGCCACUAAUACUGCACUGGCGGGUCUGGCGGGGGCCAUGGCGGCCGGCGCGCAGGGACAAGGCCAGGUGCAGGGGCCCGCUGGGACCGCGCCUGCUGCUGCCGCAGGCGCGCCGGGGCCACAGCCGGGUCAGGCGCAGGCGGGGGGCUUUGGCGGGGCGCACGGUGGCGGCAGCAUCAGCCUCUCGGGGGGGCCGCGUCGGUAGCGCUCUGGCUAGUGGACGGCAGCGCAGCUGGAUGGACCGGAGGGGAAAGCGGGCUAUGUGCUGGGCGACGUGACAAUUCCACAAUGACAGUGAUUAAAUUCAUGAAUCUGUACCAUGUGUACAGUUUGGGCCUAGGUCCGUGAUGUGAGGAGCUAGAUAGGUUGUCUGAACGCUAGCCCUCUUACACCGUCCUGAGUGGUCGUCUGUCAUAGGCGCAAACUCAACACAUGGUUUGGGGUGUGGGGACGCCGCGUUGGCGAGAGCCACGGAUGGGGGCAUGUCGCAGAGGGAACUAUACAGUUUGGGCAGGUCUUACAGUGUGGACAGCAGGGAAUCCUCCCCUGGUGGACAGUGUGGAUAGGCUGGGAAAUGGCGCUUGUAGCGGGUCGCACGUGUGUGUGUAUGUGAAGCAAAGACUUGUGGUGGCACAACACGGCAUUGGAAGUGCUGGACAAGGACAUGCAUAGUGGAUGAACGGUAUCGUGCGCGCACAGUGCCGGGCUGCCGGCCCCACACUAUGUGGGGUGCAUCCCAGCGCCGCGUCGAGCAAGCUGCAUCGUGAUCACGGGACAGACUGC
Messenger RNA from Chlamydomonas reinhardtii, 5744 nucleotides. RefSeq lists its product as uncharacterized. NCBI's taxonomy places the organism in Eukaryota, Viridiplantae, Chlorophyta, Chlorophyceae, Chlamydomonadales, Chlamydomonadaceae. The coding region runs from base 244 to 5166 and encodes 1640 amino acids. The record is from RefSeq and is a predicted model, not a curated record. The transcript is spliced from 27 exons.